AUGGAAAUCGACAUAGAGGGUAAGUGCUUAAUAAUUCUAUUUUUCGCUGACGACCAAGUUAUUAUAUCUGGCGACGAAGACGAUGUAAAUUAUAUGCUAAGAAAGUUCGACGACGAAUAUGCAAAAUGGGGUUUGAAUAUGAAUAUCACAAACAGAAUAUCUGCUAAUAGAAACAUAAUUUCGGAAGAUGGAACAAUAAAAGACGAUAUAAGAAAUAGAGCAGAGCAAGGAAAAAAAGCUACGCAAAUUCUGAGCUCAUUGCUGUGUUCAGAAAAAAUUAACCUAAACAGAAAAAUGACAAUAAAGAAAGUUAUAGUGGAGCCAAUUCUAACGUAUGAAUGCGAGUGCUGGCAACUGACGGAUAGACAGAAGAAAAUAAUAGAGGCUGUGGAAAUAGACUACUUAAGAACAUCGUGCAGGAUAUCCAGAACAGAUUUACGACGAAGAACAGGUCGAGUAUACAUGUCUUCAGAAAGAAUACAGAUUAAGCGACUGCUCGGAUGGGAUGAGGAUGUAGCAGAACCGAUGGUCGAAGAAAGCAUUGAUGUAACAACCGCAGAAUAG
Diorhabda sublineata is the source of this 564-nucleotide messenger RNA. RefSeq lists its product as uncharacterized. The record is from RefSeq and is a predicted model, not a curated record. The transcript is spliced from 2 exons. Bases 1 to 564 code for a protein of 187 amino acids. NCBI's taxonomy places the organism in Eukaryota, Metazoa, Arthropoda, Insecta, Coleoptera, Chrysomelidae.